CUCUCCCUCCAUAUAGUGUCCCUCCCACAGAGCUCCUCUCCGUGCAGCACAUCUCUUGGUGGUGGAACAUUAACUUGAAGCUAACUGAGCUUCUCCUCAGAAGCUCCACGCACGCACGCACGCGGAGACAUGGCGAAGAAACUAUGUGGGACCAACUACCCGACCAGCAUCUGCUUCAUCGUGGUCAACGAGUUCUGCGAACGGUUCUCCUACUACGGCAUGAAAGCCGUGCUCACCCUCUAUUUCCUCACCUACCUGCACUGGGACAAGGACCGGUCCACCGCCGUGUACCACGCCUUCAGCAGCCUCUGCUACUUCACCCCCAUCUUGGGAGCGCUCAUCGCCGACUCCUGGCUGGGCAAGUUCAAGACCAUCAUCUACCUGUCCCUGGUCUACGUGGUCGGCCACGUGGUGAAGUCGGUGGGCGCGAUCCCCACGGUGGGAGAUGUCAACGUGCACAUCUCUCUGUCCAUGUUGGGUCUGAUCCUCAUCGCCAUCGGCACCGGGGGAAUCAAACCCUGCGUGGCGGCGUUCGGCGGCGACCAGUUUGACGAAGAACACGCCAGCGAGAGGCAGAAGUUCUUCUCCAUCUUCUACAUGUCCAUCAACGCCGGCAGCCUGCUGUCCACCGUGAUCACGCCAAUCCUGAGAGGAGACGUGAAGUGUUUCGGAGGUGACUGCUACGCUUUGGCCUUCGGGGUUCCUGCUAUUCUGAUGAUCGUAGCUUUGGUGGUGUUCAUGUCUGGCAGCGUGCUGUACAAGAGGACUCCUCCUCAGGGAAACAUCCUGCUGGAAGUCUGCAGUUGCAUCGGAUUUGCCAUCAAAAAACGCUGGACGAGUUCGAAGUCCGAGUCCAAGAGGAAGCACUGGUUGGACUGGUCUGAGGAGAAGUACUCGAGGCGUCUGAUCCAGGAGAUAAAGAUGGUUCUGAGGGUUCUGGUCCUCUACAUCCCGUUGCCGAUGUUCUGGGCUCUGUUCGACCAGCAGGGUUCCCGCUGGACGCUUCAAGCCACCAGGAUGAACAUGGCUUUAGGCGACUCCUUCAUUAUUAAGCCAGACCAGCUGCAAAUGCUCAACGCUCUGCUGAUCCUCCUCUUCAUCCCUGUCUUCGACCUCCUCGUCUACCCGCUGGUCGGCUUCUGCAGGAUCAACAUCACGCCUCUGAGGAAAAUGGCCACCGGGAUGAUCUUUGCGGCGCUGGCCUUCGUGGCGGCGACGCUGGUGGAGGUGAACGUUGUGAGGUCUGUGGUGGAGCCGGCGCCGGGGGGGAGGUUCCUGCUGCAGGUGAUCAACGUCGCGGACGGCAACGUGAUGCUGAAGGUUCCCGGCAGCGACGCCUUCCCGGACCCCGUCCCUCGCCUCCAGGACCCCCCCUCAUACGAGACCCUCUCGGCCUCCGGAGACGAGCUGAAGCUCCAGCUGAGCUUCAACGGGAGGCCGUCUGAGUGCAGCUUCAGGCCGGAGCAGCGGGAGGCCUACAGCCUCAUCCUGUACCCGGACGCCACGGGGGUCAGCUGCACACCGGUGACGGACCACAUCAAGAAGAACGAAGACGGGAAUCCUCUGCUGAGGUUCCUCAACGCGGCGCCGCACAGCUUGAACCUCACAGUGGGAGCGCUGACCUUCCACGUGACCUCUGGCUUCAGCAUGUCUCCCAACAGCACCGUGGACCGCGGCUGGUAUCCAGAUGUGAGCUGCUGCUCGGCCCCGGACUUAUGCUCCCACGUGGACCUGGGCCUGCUGGACUUUGGAGCUUCGUACACUGUCGUCCUCACCGAGGAGGCAGGAAAGGUGGUGGCUCACAAGAUGGAGGACGUGGAGGCCAACGACGUGCACAUCGCCUGGCAGAUCCCUCAGUACGUCCUCCUCACCAUGGGGGAGGUCAUGUUCUCCAUCACGGGCCUGGAGUUCUCCUACUCGCAGGCUCCAGCCAACAUGAAGUCGGUGCUGCAGGCCGGCUGGCUGCUCACCGUGGCGUUCGGCAACGUGAUCGUGUUGAUCGUGGCUGAAGGGGCGGGGCUUGAACAGUGGAAAGAGUUCCUGCUGUUUGCCGGCCUGCUGCUAGCCGUCUUCUUCAUCUUCUCCUUCAUGGCGUAUUUCUACACCUACGUGGUCCCCGAUCAGCUGGACAAGAAGUACCGGGAGGAUUUGGAUGGGGACGAGGAGGACGAAGACGUGAAGAAGUCUGACAACCUUCAGCUGAAAAAAACAGGGUGCAGCACCAGAUUAUAACGUGUUUGUGAUCAGAUGUGUGAUGAUGAAGUACCAGGAUGUGUGAUGAUUAACUAGUACCAGAACAUGUAAUGAUGAGGUACUAGGUUGUGUGAUGUAAUGAUGAAGUACCAGGAUGCGUGAUGUAAUGAUGAAGUACCAGGAUGUGGGAUGUAAUGAUGAAGUACCAGGAUGUGUGAUGUAAUGAUGAAGUACCAGGAUGUGGGAUGUAAUGAUGAAGUACCAGGAUGUGUGAUGUAAUGAUGAAGUACCAGGAUGUGUGAUGGAAUGAUGAAGUACCAGGAUGUGUGAUGGAAUGAUGAAGUACCAGGAUGUGUGAUGGAAUGAUGAAGUAUGAUGAUGAAGUCCCAGGAUGUGUGAUGUAAUGAUGAAGUAUGAUGAUGAAGUCCCAGAAUGUGUGAUGUAAUGAUGAAGUACCAGGAUGUGUGAUGUAAUGAUGAAGUACCAGGAUGUGUGAUGUAAUGAUGAAGUACCAGGAUGUGUGAUGGAAUGAUGAAGUACCAGGAUGUGUGAUGGAAUGAUGAAGUCUCAGAAUGUGUGAUGUAAUGAUGAAGUAUGAUGAUGAAAUACCAGGAUUUGUGAUGUAAUGAUGAAGUACCAGGAUGUGUGAUGUAAUGAUGAAAUAUGAUGAUGAAGUCCCAGGAUGUGUGAUGUAAUGAUGAAGUACCAGGAUGUGUAAUGUAAUGAUGAAGUAUGAUGAUGAAAUACCAGGAUGUGUGAUGUAAUGAUGAAGUACCAGGAUGUGUGAUGUAAUGAUGAAGUAUGAUGAUGAAGUCCCAGGAUGUGUGAUGUAAUGAUGAAGUAUGAUGAUGAAGUACCAGGAUGUGUGAUGUAAUGAUGAAGUACCAGGAUGUGUGAUGUAAUGAUGAAGUACCAGGAUGUGUGAUGUAAUGAUGAAGUACCAGGAUGUGUGAUGUAAUGAUGAAAUAUGAUGAUGAAGUCCCAGGAUGUGUGAUGUAAUGAUGAAGUACGAGGAUGUGUGAUGUAAUGAUGAAGUACCAGGAUGUGUGAUGUAAUGAUGAAGUACCAGGAUGUGUGAUGGAAUGAUGAAGUACCAGGAUGUGUGAUGGAAUGAUGAAGUCUCAGAAUGUGUGAUGUAAUGAUGAAGUAUGAUGAUGAAAUACCAGGAUUUGUGAUGUAAUGAUGAAGUACCAGGAUGUGUGAUGUAAUGAUGAAAUAUGAUGAUGAAGUCCCAGGAUGUGUGAUGUAAUGAUGAAGUACCAGGAUGUGUAAUGUAAUGAUGAAGUAUGAUGAUGAAAUACCAGGAUGUGUGAUGUAAUGAUGAAGUACCAGGAUGUGUGAUGUAAUGAUGAAGUAUGAUGAUGAAGUCCCAGGAUGUGUGAUGUAAUGAUGAAGUAUGAUGAUGAAGUACCAGGAUGUGUGAUGUAAUGAUGAAGUACCAGGAUGUGUGAUGUAAUGAUGAAGUACCAGGAUGUGUGAUGUAAUGAUGAAGUACCAGGAUGUGUGAUGUAAUGAUGAAAUAUGAUGAUGAAGUCCCAGGAUGUGUGAUGUAAUGAUGAAGUACCAGGAUGUGUGAUGUAAUGAUGAAGUACCAGGAUGUGUGAUGUAAUGAUGAAGUACCAGGAUGUGUGAUGGAAUGAUGAAGUACCAGGAUGUGUGAUGGAAUGAUGAAGUCUCAGAAUGUGUGAUGUAAUGAUGAAGUAUGAUGAUGAAAUACCAGGAUUUGUGAUGUAAUGAUGAAGUACCAGGAUGUGUGAUGUAAUGAUGAAAUAUGAUGAUGAAGUCCCAGGAUGUGUGAUGUAAUGAUGAAGUACCAGGAUGUGUAAUGUAAUGAUGAAGUAUGAUGAUGAAAUACCAGGAUGUGUGAUGUAAUGAUGAAGUACCAGGAUGUGUGAUGUAAUGAUGAAGUAUGAUGAUGAAGUCCCAGGAUGUGUGAUGUAAUGAUGAAGUAUGAUGAUGAAGUACCAGGAUGUGUGAUGUAAUGAUGAAGUACCAGGAUGUGUGAUGUAAUGAUGAAGUACCAGGAUGUGUGAUGUAAUGAUGAAGUACCAGGAUGUGUGAUGUAAUGAUGAAAUAUGAUGAUGAAGUCCCAGGAUGUGUGAUGUAAUGAUGAAGUACCAGGAUGUGUGAUGUAAUGAUGAAGUAUGAUGAUAAAGUACCAGGAUGUGUGAUGUAAUGAUGAAGUAUCUGAUAUAUUUCUUAAUGCUCCCUUCACUUGUAAUGUUUUAUUUGCAGAAUUAUAUUGCACCGUGAUAUUACACAUUC
Messenger RNA from Pungitius pungitius (ninespine stickleback), 4458 nucleotides. RefSeq names its product solute carrier family 15 member 2 (gene slc15a2). The record is from RefSeq and is a predicted model, not a curated record. The transcript has 22 exons. Gene Ontology annotation, cellular component: plasma membrane. Gene Ontology annotation, biological process: dipeptide import across plasma membrane. NCBI's taxonomy places the organism in Eukaryota, Metazoa, Chordata, Actinopteri, Perciformes, Gasterosteidae. Gene Ontology annotation, molecular function: dipeptide transmembrane transporter activity. The coding region runs from base 130 to 2232 and encodes 700 amino acids.